Camellia sinensis is the source of this 1472-nucleotide messenger RNA. The record is from RefSeq and is a predicted model, not a curated record. Lineage: Eukaryota; Viridiplantae; Streptophyta; Magnoliopsida; Ericales; Theaceae.
UGUGUGUGUGUGUAUAACAUCGGCUUAAAAUUAUUCUUGAAAUCGUCUACGUUAUGGGUUGUGUUGUUCCCCCCAGGCUAUCUUGAAAUCGCUUUUGUAAUUUUGCACCUAAUUUUUGAUCGAUUUGAUGAAUGAAGAAGAUGGGUUCAAUUUGUAACUGUUUAGGGCGUCUCCAAAUCUUUUCUUUCGUCAAAUUUAAAUUUGGUGAAAAGACUCCAGUUUUGGUGCUUCAACGCUGUCAUCAAAAUCAGUAUCAAUAUCUUCAACUUUUCAUCAAAUUGGGGAUGGCUGGGGCCUUUCAUCAAAAUACUGAGCAGCAGCAACAGCACCGUCAGUCGGCCGGUUGGCCCCUGCACGUCCACCUUCCUUGCAAUUUACAGUAAAAUUUUACACUGGCCAGUUGACCGGUCCCAGUGGUCCUCCUAGUUGACCGGUGAUUCGACGAAAAAACAGAGUUAUUGUUGUGUUUGUGGGUCUUGGAGCUUUUGAAGUCAUAGUUGAGAGAUGAGUCAAAAAGGCUUAAUUUAUGGCUUUGUUGCGAAAGGAACGGUUGUUCUAGCUGAACACACUCCUUAUUCUGGGAACUUCAGUACCAUUGCUGUGCAAUGCUUGCAGAAGCUACCUUCAAAUAGCAGCAAGUACACGUACUCGUGUGAUGGGCACACAUUCAACUUUCUCAUUGAUAAUGGAUUUGUUUUUCUUGUUGUGGCGGAUGAAUCGGUUGGGAGGAGUGUGCCUUUUGUGUUUCUUGAGAGAGUGAAGGACGACUUUAAGCAGCGUUAUGGUGCUAGUAUAAGAACUGAUGGUCCAGAUUCCAUUGGGGAUGAAGAUGAUGAUGAAGAAGAUGAUUUAUUCCCAGACCGAUUUAGUAUUGCAUACAAUCUUGACAGAGAAUUUGGGCCAAGGAUUAAAGAGCACAUGCAGUACUGUAUGAACCAUCCAGAUGAAAUAAGUAAGCUGUCCAAACUGAAGACUCAAAUAACAGAGGUCAAAGGGAUAAUGAUGGACAAUAUUGAGAAGGUUUUGGAUCGUGGGGAGAAAAUUGAACUCCUGGUGGAUAAAACAGAAAACCUCCAGUUCCAGGCUGACAGCUUCCAGAGGCAGGGAAGGCAACUACGACGGAAGAUGUGGCUGCAGAAUCUCCAAAUGAAGCUGAUGGUAGGAGGAACGGUCGUUGCCCUAAUUGUCAUACUGUGGCUAAUAGCUUGCAAAGGUUUCAGAUGUUGAUGGGAUAAAUAAAACUAGUUUUAGUUGUUCUCUCAGUGUACAAAAAAUUUACGUGGUCCUGUAUAUGAAGUUUGUUGCUGGAAUGUGGAAUCUUUUUACCUGUUAUACCCCGUGAUCGGUUCUUGGUCACAAUAAUUUGCAGGAUAUAAUCUGAGAUGAACGUGCUGUAUGUUAUUUGUUUAUUUUUGCGUUGUAUUGGUAGCCUUUGAAAUCUAUCUACGGCACUGUAGUCAUGUUGUUCUGUA